AUGAGACUCCAUUCCCUUCUUUCUGUUCUCUUCCUCUUUGUGACUAUAAUACCAAAAGCGAGGACUGGCGUUAUUCCCGGGCAGAAGCAGUGUGUUCUCCUGAAAGGCGUGUGCAAGGACGGAGGAUGCACAACCACGGAUGACACCAUUGGUGAAUGUAAUGAAGAGAAAAAGUGUUGUAGAAAGUGGUGGGUCCUUUUUCCCUACGCAACGCCAGUUCCCAAAGCAAAAUCUCCUUAG
Ailuropoda melanoleuca (giant panda) is the source of this 240-nucleotide messenger RNA. RefSeq names its product beta-defensin 130B. The record is from RefSeq and is a predicted model, not a curated record. The transcript has 2 exons. Gene Ontology annotation, molecular function: chemoattractant activity; CCR6 chemokine receptor binding. The coding region runs from base 1 to 240 and encodes 79 amino acids. NCBI's taxonomy places the organism in Eukaryota, Metazoa, Chordata, Mammalia, Carnivora, Ursidae. Gene Ontology annotation, biological process: defense response to bacterium; cell chemotaxis.